AUGUUGCUGCUGCCUCUGUCGUCUGCCAGUCUCCUGGUGGGUGAGAUCCAGGGCAGGAAUGACUUGUCUGUGAACACAGAUCCUGCGUCCUCCACCUUCGACUUCAACGGCAACCUGAAAUGGAAGGUGUGGACCGGUUCUCUUCCAAAGGGAGCGGUCUCCAUUGACAACACCUACGCCACACGCACCGACUUUGUCUGCAAACGCGAGUGUCGCGCCGGCUUCUACAACGCCGACAUGGGUGCGUACUGCCACUACCCUGAAGACGGGGAAGAGCAACGCUCCUCCUCCUUUGAGAUUCUCGUGAACGAAGACGACUUUGAAGUGGUUGAGUGGAAGGCGGCUUCAUACGCUUCAGUGCCAGAAUUCUCAGUCCGAACCUGCUCCACUGAAAGGAUCUACGUAGGGAAGGACCAGUACGGUCUCGGGAUGGUAGACAAGAGAAUCGGAGCUUUUAUUCUCCCUUGGAAAGGUACUGUAUAUCAAUACACAGCCUACGAGGCCCUGACCAUCACUCACGAGUUUGAGAGCCAGCACAUCUUUGACGUCAAGUACCAGACCAAAAACUCUGAAAUCGUUCAAUUUGCUCCAAAGAACCUUCCGACCUCCACCCUCGUCAACAACGAAUGCAGUCCAGUCACAAAGACGGUGACUGUCUCCAAGUCGACCAGGGAGGAGAGAAGGUGGGACAUCGCCGGCUCCCUGGGGUUUGGAGUCAGGGCCACGUUCACCGGAGGACUGCCCCAGUUUUUCUCCGGCAAAGUUGAAGUCAGUGCCGACGUGACGUUCCCGUUCUCCGGAGGACAGACCAUAAAAGACGAGUCCUCCAACACCGUCUCUACGACACUCACCGCCCCAGCAAACCACCGCUGCAAAGUCCAGAUGCAGGGCAUCAUGUCCAAGAGCAACGUCCCCUUCACCGCACGAGUGAGCCGUUACUACGGAGACGGGGAGACCAAGUCCACGGUCGUCUCCGGGAUGUUUCACAGCACCAGGAUGGGAGAGAUCCAGGCCGUGGUGGAGCGGUGCGAGCCGGUGGCCGACGCCAGACCUUGCUCUGUCCGGAAGUCGCCAGAGUCUAGUUAAAAUCUUUGAAUCUAAAUCAAUCUGAUCAGGAUUCACACGAGA
This is a messenger RNA of Cololabis saira (Pacific saury), 1128 nucleotides long. RefSeq names its product natterin-4-like. NCBI's taxonomy places the organism in Eukaryota, Metazoa, Chordata, Actinopteri, Beloniformes, Belonidae. Bases 1 to 1086 code for a protein of 361 amino acids. The record is from RefSeq and is a predicted model, not a curated record. The transcript is spliced from 3 exons.